AUGGGUCUGAGGAUCGGCUCCCCCAAGGAAGUUCAGACACCCCCAAACUCUAUUGUCACUGUGGCUGGUGUCAGUGAAUCACAGGAAUCAGGAUACAUUCUCCUCUCCAACACUGCUUUCUGCAUCUUUAGAUCCAGCUUCCUUGUGAGAAACCCCUCACUGAGCACUUUAACUGACCCAUUGGAUUUAUUGAAGUCUGACCUCACGUGCUCCAUCUGUUUGGAGUUGUUCCGGGAUCCUGUCUCCAUUGAAUGUGGCCACAACUUCUGUGCUCAGUGUAUCACCUGUCAUUGGGACUCGGGUGUUCCAGGUUCCCAACCACCUCACUGCCCUGAGUGCCGUAGAAGGUGUGACAGGAGUCAGCUAGUUCCAGACACUCGACUCCGGAGUCUGUUGGAGAAAAUGAACUCCCUUCAACAGAGGACAAACCCAAACCAGAACCCCUAUGAUGUUUCCAAUGUAGAGGCAAAACCUCUGCAGUUGGUUCAAGUUAACUCCACAAAGGAUUUCACCCUCAAUCUAGAUGUUCUGUCUCAGUGUCUGAAUCACCCUCAAGUCAGGAAUACUAAAAUCUGUGUCAUCUCUGUCGUGGGGGAGCAAAGAACAGGAAAGUCUUUCCUUCUCAACUAUCUAAUCCAAGAAUUGCAGAGUCUGAAAUCCAAGGAUCCCCAGAGGAUAAAAGAAGGAAGAGCUCUUCAGGGGUUCCAGUGUGAACCAGGAGCCCAAAGUGUCACCAAGGGCCUGUGGAUAUGGAGCCAGCCAUUUAUUCUGAAGAAGAAGGGGAAAGAGGUGGCUGUAUUUCUUGUGGACACAGAAGGGACCAUAAGUCUAGAAACAGACAAGGAAACAAAUGCCAAACUCAUUGCUCUCACCAUGCUGCUCAGCUCCUUUCAGAUUCUCAAUGUCUCUCGGAUGCUGAAGGAAACAGAUUUGGAACAUCUGGAGAUGUUCCUCCACAUUGCUGAAGAAAUAGGAGAAUAUUUUGAGAUGAAACCAAUACAGCAUCUGGAUCUCUUAGUUCGGGACUGGUUUUAUCCAGCAACGUUUGGAGAGGAAGCAGGCCAAGCACACAUGAAUGAUGUGAUCCAGAAAAUCUCUGACAAAUACCCCAGGAUUCAGAAGGCAUUUAGGAGUAAACAAAUCCACUGCUACCUCUUGCCAUUUCCUGGGAAAAAAGUGGCAUGCAAUGGCAAUGCAAAUCCAGAAGACAUGGACCCAGAUUUCUAUGAGCAUCUACAUGCCUACAUCACAGAUGUUUGCAGUUCAGCUAUCCAGAAUGUGGCAGAAUGGUCAUUUGAGAAUUUUCUCACUGGUAGAGAAUUAGCUGAGAAGAUCUCGACACUCUCUGACCUGGUAAAGAAGAAAGAAUUUGGAUUCUCUUCCUCACUUGAUUCGAUGGCUACUGACCUCCACAAUGUGAAGAGGAUUAAAGAUGCUACAAAAGAUUUGGAGGACUUCAUAAAGGAACAGGAUUCUUCCACAAAGGUCAUGUUUGGUGCUGUGAGGAUUCUUCCUAAAGACAUGUGGAAACGCCUCUCAACUAAGAAAGAUCUUGUCUUGAAUAAUCUCAGAAUGACUUUGAAGGGCCCAGGGAAGAGCCAACUUAUGGACAGUUUUGAGAAAGAGAUUCAGAAAAAAGCUAAGGACUUCCAGGAUUCCUACAAAAUGCGUUUCUGUGGCCAUACUUCUGCCCUAGGUGGACUUGUGGGAGUUGGCAUCCUGGCGUUAGCUGGUGGUAUAGGGAACACACUUUCUCCUGUGGAGGGAUGUUUCCUCUUGAUGAUGGUCUGUAGACCACUGUUCCUGUGCCUUGAUAUCUACAACAAGAUUGCACUAAAUCUCAUGACCCUACUACUUCACCUGGCCCCUGGCUGCCACUCCCAGGCUCCUUUCAUCAUCAUGAGAUUUGCCUUCUAUCUCCUUCAACAAACUCUUGGUGGCAAGACUCUCUAG
Molecule: messenger RNA, 1953 nt
Organism: Gracilinanus agilis (Agile Gracile Mouse Opossum)
Lineage: Eukaryota; Metazoa; Chordata; Mammalia; Didelphimorphia; Didelphidae
Product: RING finger protein 112-like
Exons: 15
Coding region: 1-1953 (650 amino acids)
Biological process (GO): protein homooligomerization; endoplasmic reticulum organization; protein ubiquitination
Molecular function (GO): GTP binding; GTPase activity; ubiquitin-protein transferase activity
Source: RefSeq, a predicted model, not a curated record